This is a messenger RNA of Capsicum annuum, 1596 nucleotides long. Its product is annotated as seipin-1. The record is from RefSeq and is a predicted model, not a curated record. Gene Ontology annotation, biological process: lipid storage; lipid droplet organization. The transcript has 3 exons. Lineage: Eukaryota; Viridiplantae; Streptophyta; Magnoliopsida; Solanales; Solanaceae. Gene Ontology annotation, cellular component: endoplasmic reticulum membrane.
AUGGCAAUCACUUUGAGAGGUGGUAAAAAGAUGAGUGAAGAACCUCCAAAGGCAACUAAGGAGAAAUUUCUACCAACAUCAAGUAACUCAAUCAUUCCCAUGGAAAAAAAAGAUGAGCUUGAGGAGAAGGCAGAGGAGGAAGAAUAUGUUGAUGACAAUGAAGAUAAACUGAAGAACAAUUUAGCCAUGCAAAACACAUCAAUUUGGUUCUCAAAAAUGAUAUCUUUACAAGCAGAGAUCAGCACUACUAUCUUAGUUUCUGUAGUUUUACCCAUUUUCUACAUCCUCUCGUUUGCUAAUUCUGACUACAACUUGCUCCCUCCUUAAUAAGAAACUGAAAAGAAAGUCACUGUAGCUGUAAAUGUUGUAGCUACAAUCCCUUCAAAGCUAGUUGAUGGAGGUACCCUACUUCUAAAGAAAUUUGGGGUUGGAAUUCUUUGGGCUGCUUAUGUUUGUAUGAUUUUGACAACGUUAUUGAUUGUGUCUGGGAUUUUGGGAUUUGGGUUAGUGAGGAUGUGGAUGGAAGAGCCUGUGGUUUUGAGAGAGGAGCUGUAUUUUGAUUAUGCAGAUGUUCAUCCAAAGGCUGUGUUUUCUUUCCGUGGAAGAAUGGAAGGUUAUAAUCAUAAUGAUCAUAGUAAUAUUGGCGUGUCUGUUGGGCAUACAAUGUAUGUUUCUUUGUUUCUACUGAUGCCUGAAUCUGAUUUUAACAGAUACAUUGGUGUUUUUCAGUUGGUUGCAGAAUCAUUAUCAAAAGAGGGGCGGGUAAUGGCAAGGUCAAGUCAUCCGUGUAUAUUGCAAUUCAGAAGCCUGCCAAUCCGUCUAAUGCAAAACUUUAUGAUGAGUGUUCCCCUAGUACUUGAACUUACAGCUGAAACGCAGAGGAUUAUCGUUCCAAUAUUAAAGCACACAGAAAGUCUUCGAAGGACAGAAGCAAUCAGAAUAACUAUGAUGCCUCGAGUUGGAACUUUGGCCUUGCUUCAACUCUAUCAGUCAGAGAUCAUAUUGCAAUCUCAGCCUCCUUGGUAUAAAAACUUGGUUUACAAGUGGAAAUGGACAUUUUCUGUCUGGACCUCGAUGUAUUUGUAUGUCACUAUGCUCCUAAUUCUUCUCAACUGGUGCAGACCGCUCAUUUUUCUGGGGAUAGCGACAAGCUUUAUGACUACCGCUGAUGUGGAUUUAAUAGUAGAAGCACCCGAAGAACCAUAAGAGAAGGCUCGAGAAAAAAGUGAUGUGUCCGUGUCGGUCAAAAGAUGGCACUAGAGCAGAAGAAAGAGGAAGGAGAUGCUUCAACGAAGUGUGUCAUGGGAGCUCACGGAUGAUUCUGUAUCAAGCAUUUCCAUAUUUAGGGAAGACAUAGCUGAUUCAAGCGACUGUUUCAGUAGUUAGAAGCGUGCGCUUUCCUAUGUCUAGCAUAAAUUUCAGGAUCUUGUUCUUUGAGCAACCAAAUCACAAGAGUUAAGAUUUUCUGUAGAUAGAGAAGUUUACGAUGUCGACUUUGGACACAGUUGGGUGUAUGUAGUGGAUAUGGUUGAACUGUAAGGUUUCCAAAACUCUUGCAAUUUACAUGAGGUAAAACCAUAUAACCUUUGUCCCAAG